This is a messenger RNA of Cuscuta campestris, 1042 nucleotides long. NCBI's taxonomy places the organism in Eukaryota, Viridiplantae, Streptophyta, Magnoliopsida, Solanales, Convolvulaceae. The record is from the annotation of a GenBank genome assembly.
GAAUCGGUAGGCCUCAGUGGUUUCCCACAUUUGCCCCUACUUAUCCUCCCUCUCUACCUCCCUAUCUAUUUAAUGCUCCGUCUCCUACCUGUGGCCACCGUUCUCUUCAUUUUCUUCUUUCUCGUGGGGUGGGGAAAAAAUGGCUCAGGAUGAAGUGAUACUGUUGGAUUUCUGGCCAAGCAUGUUCGGGAUGAGGGUCAGAAUCGCCCUGGCGGAGAAGGAGAUCAAGCACCAGUACAGGGACGAGGACCUCCGGAACAAGAGCGAUCUGCUUCUCAAGAUGAACCCGGUUCACAAGAAGAUUCCGGUUCUCGUCCACAACGGCAAGCCCGUCUGCGAAUCAACGAUCAUAGUGGAGUACAUUGACGAGGUUUGGAAGGGCAAGUCCCAGCUGCUCCCUUCUGAUCCCUACGAGAAAUCCCAGGCUAGAUUCUGGGCUGACUUCAUUGACAAGAAGAUUUAUGAGUCUAGCAGGAAGACAUGGACUGCAAAGGGGGACGAGGAACAGGAAUCGGCCAACAAGGAGUUCAUAGGACACCUGAAGGUGCUGGAAGGAGAACUGGGAGAGAAGACAUACUUUGGGGGAGACAGGUUUGGGUUUGUUGAUGUUUCUCUCGUAGGAUUCUACAGCUGGUUCCAUGUCUUUGAGACCUUUGGCAAGUUCAGCAUUGAGGCAGAGUGCCCCAAGCUGGUUUCUUGGGCCAAGAGGUGCAUGGAGAGGGAGAGUGUCUCCAAGUCUGUCCCUCAUCCUCACAAGGUCCUUGAGUUUGCCCAGAUGUUGAAGGAGAAGUUUGCCUCUGCUUAAGCAUUACAGUUGUACUCAUCAACUUCUACUGCUGUUUCAUUUCCUCAAUAAAGUCGAGCAUGAUCUUGAUGAUGUGUUUGGUUUUGAUGUUGUUGCCUUGUUGGCUUUUUAUGUGGUGGCUAUUAACCUGCUCUUGUAAAUGUUGUCCUUUCUGUAGCAAAGACACUUUGAAUGUGUGUCUGAUCUGCUGCUUGGGUUGGAUUAACAAAUGUUGUUAAAUAAAAUUGUGUUUAGUUG